AUGUUCAAGAAUCUCUCACCCAAAGCCCGCUUCGGUGUCGGCCUCACCAUCAUAGCCUGGGGCUGCGCCGGGCCCUACUUGUCUGAUCGUGCGGAGGAGGUGUUUGGAUUUACGCCGACUGAACAGGACAAGGAGAAUCUGGAGAGACUCAAGCCGCGUUUCACCGCAGUCGACCGCGGUGUCCAUGCCCAUGAGAAGUCAUGA
Emericellopsis cladophorae is the source of this 204-nucleotide messenger RNA. RefSeq lists its product as uncharacterized. Bases 1 to 204 code for a protein of 67 amino acids. Lineage: Eukaryota; Fungi; Ascomycota; Sordariomycetes; Hypocreales; Bionectriaceae. The record is from RefSeq and is a predicted model, not a curated record. The transcript has 2 exons.